AUACACACCACGCACAAUGAACGCGGCAAGGCGAUUCCUCACGACAACGGCGACGACAUCAAAAGCUGCUGCGGCGGCAUCUAUCCAGGCGAUCCCCGAGGUCGUUGACGCGCGGGUGCUCCCCAAUGCGCUGUUCAACCUCAUCCGCCGCAACAUUGAGGCGCGUCCAGAGGGCUCGAGUGGGCCCAUUCAGAUCCGCAACCCCUUCAUUGGCAUUGCGAACGAGGGCCACAACGGCGCGUGGGUCGUGCCCAUCUCGGCACGCCGGCAGAAGCAGUACCUGCAGCAGUACCCCGGCUGGGCGCUGCCUCCAUCGCCUCUGAACCGCGUCGACGAGCCCAAGGCCGUGCAGUGGGUCGACGGCACGCUCGUGACGUGGGAGGGCAGCGUGCCGGCCGAGAAGAAGGCAUUGGGGCUUUACGGCUCGAGGAAGCGCAUGUUCAAAGGCCACAAGCACGAGCGCGAGAAGGCUUCCCGCGUGCAGGAGCGCAAGGAUCGUCUCGAGGGAAUGGAGAAGCGCAUCGAGAUGUGGAAGAAGACCAAGGAGGAAGCGAAGAAGAAGCUCAAGCCGUCUCUUCCUUUCUAAUCCCCUACACAUUUUCACUUCUCACUUGUACGAACCAUGCAUGGCAGGUAGCAUCAGG
This is a messenger RNA of Vanrija pseudolonga, 644 nucleotides long. RefSeq lists its product as uncharacterized. The transcript has 3 exons. Gene Ontology annotation, cellular component: mitochondrial large ribosomal subunit. Gene Ontology annotation, molecular function: structural constituent of ribosome. NCBI's taxonomy places the organism in Eukaryota, Fungi, Basidiomycota, Tremellomycetes, Trichosporonales, Trichosporonaceae. The record is from RefSeq and is a predicted model, not a curated record. Bases 17 to 586 code for a protein of 189 amino acids.